Messenger RNA from Paramecium primaurelia, 219 nucleotides. Lineage: Eukaryota; Ciliophora; Oligohymenophorea; Peniculida; Parameciidae. The record is from the annotation of a GenBank genome assembly.
AUGAUGUGUAAAAGUAAGCAAUUCUUUAGAGAUACUGAAUAUUUCAUAUAUUAAAAGAGAACUCUAUUCUUAUAGGAAAAGUAUACAUAAAUAAAAAUCAUUAGAAUGCACAAUAAAUAAAAUACUCAAUACGAUUAGAAUUGUCAACUAUAAUUUCAUGGAUAUAUGGAGACAGAAAUUGCUUUAUUGGAUUCAAAUUUAGAUGGAAUUAAAAGAUGA